CAAGUCCAUGGAUCACCACAACCAAACUACCUAUCCUUAAACCCAUAAGCUUUAACUUUGUUUUUAUCAAAAUGGAGCGAUCAAUGUCCAAUUACACCAACCAAACAUCACCGUCACCAAACCCUGUAACAACAAACACCAGACGUGAACGAAAAUUGCUUUUUAGCGUUUCGGAUGAUAAUGUUAUGAUGAAGCAAGUGGUAGAUACCCAUCACCCUGAUGGGAGUGAUAUUGGUGUCGACCCACUUGUAAACAUGGUGGAGGAAAUCCUUCGACGUGCCUCCAUUAAUGCCACCAUUGAUAAAGAUUCUACUUCAGCGCUUGAACACACUGAUAUUGUCAAACUGGAGGCCAAAUCUCGCCAAAACAACUUAGUUCUGAUGCUUAACGUAUUUUCGCAUCCAAUUGACAAGCUUGCUCGUGAGAUGUCAUUCAAGACCUUAAGUACUGCCGUGGACCCACACACAAGAGUUAUUUCACUACUCCACACGGUAGGGAACUACGACUGGGACGCCAAGAUGGCACUGAUCCUUGCAGCUUUUGCUCUAAACUAUGGUGAAUUCAGGGUUCUAGCUCAAAUUUAUUCAUCAAAUCAGCUUGCAAAACCAUUGGAGCUCAAAUCAAGAUUUGAUGCACUCAACAGACUAAUUCAUUUGGUUCUCGAGUUAACUCAGUGCAUUAUCCAGUUUAAGAAGCUCCCAUCUAGGUAUGUUAGUUCUCGAGAACCAGUUAUGGACAGAGCUAUAAGGAAAUUUCCAAGUGCAGGUUAUUGGAAUGCUAGAGUGAUUAUUGCCAUUGCUACACAGAUAACUAACAUCACCAGCAUGGGAGACGAGUAUUGGAUGUCAACGGCAGAGUCAUGGGAGCUAGCUUCGUUGGCCCACAAGAUCAACUACCUACUGGAGUUUCUCAGGAAAGAACUGGAAGAAUGUCGACGUCUAAUAGAAGAGAGGAAGGAGAUGGAAGUCAGAAAUUCAUUUAAUCAGCUUUUUGAUACGGUUCAUGUUGACAACAUGAAAAUCCUCAAGAUCUUGCUUAAUUCCAGGGAUGACCCGCUGCCACUUUUUGAUGGGAGUACGAGACGAAGGGUCAGCCUAGAAGUUCUGAGGAAAAAGAAUGUGUUGUUGCUGAUAUCAGGGAUAGGCAUUUUCCGUGAUGAAGUGUCAAUUCUUGAUCAAAUUUACAGUGAGUCACGUAUUCAAGGCUCGAGGAUUGAUGCUUUGUAUGAUCUGGUGUGGCUUCCUAUCGUAGACCCGUACGAUGAGUACACUAAUGCAUUGCACGCACAAUUUGAGGAUCUGAAGCACAGUAUGCCAUGGUACUCGGUCGACCACCCUUCAAAUAUCGAUCAUGCAAUUAAGAAGUCCAUUGGAGACAGGUGGCACUUUAGGAGCAAGCCUGUCCUUGUUGUCCUGGACCCACAGGGAAGGGAGUUGAGCCGAAAUGCACUCCACAUGAUGUGGAUUUGGGGAAGCACUGCCUUCCCUUUCACCAUAGCCAGAGAGGAAGCAUUGUGGAGGGAUGAAACUUGGCGGCUAGAGUUGCUAGUCAGUGGCAUGGACCCAACCAUACUCGAUUGGGUAGCGGACGACAAGUAUAUCGUACUGUAUGCAACAGAUAACAUUGACUGGAUUCGCAAAUUUACGAUCACUGCAAGGGCUAUGGCAACUGCUGCAUGCCUCCCAUUAGAGAUGGCGUAUGUUGGAAAAAACAGUAAAAGAAAAAAUGUGCGUAGGGUGAUUGAAACCAUCAGAAGAGAAAAACUCAGUUACUGCUGGCAAGAUAUCACCCUAAUACGGUACUUCUGGACCCGCUUAGAAAGCAUGUUGCUCUCCAAGAUCCAACUUAAUCGCACUGAUGAUCAAGACAUCACAAUGAAACAGAUCAUGAAACUACUCAGCUAUGAGAAGGAUGGAUCAUGGGCUAUGCUUUGUAGAGGAUCACAUAUUCUGACCAAUGGUCAUGGAUCCUCCAUGAUGCAAACACUUGCUGACUUUGAUCUCUGGAAGGAACACAUCCCCUCACGGGGUUUUGAUUUGUCAUUUAAAGACUACCAUGAUAAGCUUCACAUCACAACACAUAGUUGUAGUCGAUUUGAGUUUCCCAUUGCAGGAGGUAGACUCCCUGAACGUAUGCGGUGCUCAGUGUGCCAUCGAUAUAUGCAGGUGGAGAAAUACAUUGCUUUCCUUUGUUGCCAUGACCAAACUGGACUUAUUGAACCCUAUUGAUCAAGUAAUGCAAAUCUACCAACUUGGAAACUUCUUUGGUGGUUAUUAUUACUAUGAAAAGAAACACUGAGAAGUGAUUGUUGCUGUGUUUCUUUGGUACUGAAAUAAGAAUAUAAUGUAACAUCUGUCAAAA
Helianthus annuus (common sunflower) is the source of this 2361-nucleotide messenger RNA. Its product is annotated as protein SIEVE ELEMENT OCCLUSION B. Lineage: Eukaryota; Viridiplantae; Streptophyta; Magnoliopsida; Asterales; Asteraceae. Gene Ontology annotation, biological process: phloem development. The transcript has 7 exons. The record is from RefSeq and is a predicted model, not a curated record. The coding region runs from base 72 to 2228 and encodes 718 amino acids.